Messenger RNA from Paramecium sonneborni, 1387 nucleotides. The record is from the annotation of a GenBank genome assembly. Lineage: Eukaryota; Ciliophora; Oligohymenophorea; Peniculida; Parameciidae.
AUUUAUGAUUAUUGAACAAUAUGAUAAUGAUGGAGACAAAGAACCUAUUAUUGAUUGUUUGAAUCAUUUCUAAUCUAAACAUGGAAUACCAGCAUCACAAAUUAAACUUAAUUAUUUUGGAGCCACUUUCUCAUCAACUAAAACUUAAUAAAAUUACUUAAGAAAAUUGUUUUAUCAUUAUUACAUAGAACAUAAAAAAUUAAUCAAAGAUAAAUCCUUAUCACUUGAACAUUUUAUGGCUAUCUCAUCUUCAUUUAUAGAUGCUCUUGAAAGCACUAAAUUAUAUUCCUAAAUUAGAUUACUCAUUCUACCUUCUUAAAAAAAGUAUCCAUAAGGAAUCAUAUUUCAUUUUGAUAUUUAAGAUAAAUUACCUUAUUUUUUAUCUGCAUCUAAUGAAAUUGAUACAUAAGGUUAUUAAUUAAAAAUGAAAUUUGGAAAUAAAAACUUCCUUGGAAUCCAUGAUUCAUUAGCAUUUGAAUAUGAUUAAAAUUUAAGUACUAGUAAAUCUAAUUGGUCACUUAGUUGGUCUUAUAAAAAUUUUUAUGAUUCUAAUUAUUCUUUUGCUUAUAGAUAGGCAUAAAUGUCAUCAAUCUAAAAUAUUGAUGAAAAUCUAGGUGAAUUUAGUUUUGUAUAUAAUAAUCAAAAUAGUUAAUUUAGUAUCUCAAAUUAAUAUAGAUUUAAUUAAAUUUAAGAUGAAGAAUCUUUAUUAGGAAGAUAUCUCUUUAGAAAAUAUAUAAACAAUUUUGAUUUCCUUCCUACUAAAUCCACUAUUAUUACAUUAUCUAAACCUUUUUCAACUAAAAUUUUUUAAGAUUAAGGGAUAUUAGAAGGAUAAAAUAAUAAAUUUAAUUGUAGUUUAGGUAUUCCUAAAUUAUCUAUGAAUCCAUUUUUUAAAGUAUGGAUGUCACAUUAAUUUUGGAUUCCAUUAUAUGAACAUAGAAAUAGAAUUAAACAAAUUAAGAAAUUAGUUGCUAAUUCUUCUAUAUAAUUAUCAUUUAAUUAUGGUUUAGCUUUUGGUUAGUCUCAUUUAGAUUUAAAUGAUACUUUUUAAAAUUUAUAAUUUAGAGGGUUUAAUUAAAUGAUAGAAAUGAGUUAAUUUUAAACUAGAAAGUAUGAUACUUUUGCUAAGUUUGAUUUUAAAUACAAUAUUCACAAUAUUUCAGGAAUGAAAGAAAAGAAUUUAUCAUAUUAAUUAUUUUGGUAUGGUUCUUUAUUAACAUUUGGGCAUCCAAAAUCUCUAUUAUAAAAUUUUAGAUCUUCUCUUGGAAUAGGUGUAUCAAUGCCACUUGGAGGAAUGUAACUUGAAGCAUUAGUGCCUAUGUAUACAUAAAAGAAAUAAUUUGAUAAAGAUCCUAUAUUUUAAAUUAGAAUAGCUACAGAUGAUUGA